UGAUGGAGAAUCAGCCGCCCCUCACAUCACCGGGUGGAUCCAGUAAUGAGAACUCAUCAGAGAGAUAUUCCAGUCCUAUUUAUUAUGGGGAUUCCUCACCGGAAGAUUGUGAUUCACCACAGAAGGAUCAGGGUGAAGAGCCAAUUAAUGCAAAAGUUGAGCCUGAGGAACUCAUUGACACGAAGAUUGAAGGCAAAGAACCAAUUGCUACAAAAUUUGAGAGGGAAGAACUGAUGAAUACGAAAUUUGAGGAUGAAGAACCAACGAAUAGAAAAUUUAAGGAUGAAGAACCGAUAAAUAGAAAAUUUGAGAGCGAAGAACUGAUGAAUCCAAAAUCCGAGGCUGAAGAACCGAGCGAUGCGAAAGUUGAAGGUGAAGAGGACGAUGAGGAAAGUUAUAUGAUGGGUGAUCAGUCUAUAGAGGAGGAAGUGAUGAUGGUGACGAUUAAAGAGGAGGACUUUUCUUCAGAUUAUGAACAAUAUGGACGCCAAAAUACUUCGGAAGGACGUCCCGAUUUGUCUCCUGAUGGUGAGCUGGAUGACUAUGCAGAUGGUAAUUCCAGAACUUCCACUUCCCACCCGAAGCGUUACAAUUCGUACAGGUUUCCAGGUCCCUCCAAUCGCCAGGGACCAUCCACAGGCCGAGCGGGUGUAAAUUUUCUCGCAGGACCAGACGCUUCGACCCAGAGGACUGGAGAGCGAGGCAACGAGUUAUUCUCCUGUUCCGAAUGCGGCAAAAGCUUCACCUCGAAGUCCAGUCUCCGCGGACAUCAGAAGCUCCACACAGGAGAGCGUCCGUUUUCAUGCACCGUCUGCGGGAAAACCUUCAUACGCAGAACCCAUCUCAACAUACAUCAGACCACUCACGUCGGCGAGCGGCCUUUCAAAUGUACCGAGUGCGGGAAAGGUUUCUCGCAGAACUCCGAUCUUCGUAAACACCUGUUUAGCCAUUCUGGGGAGUUUCCGUUUUCCUGCGGGGACUGCGGGAAAGGAUUUCCACGAAAGUCAGAACUCAUCAGACACCGGAGGUCACAUACAGGCGAGCGCCCGUAUGAAUGCACAGAGUGCGGGAAGUGUUUCAUGGAUAAAUCGCAGCUUACUGCACAUAAGAGGUAUCACUCGGGGGAGAGGCCAUACAUAUGCUCUGAGUGCGGGAAAAGCUUUGCCGGUAAAUCAGAAUUGAACAGACACUGGAGCGUUCAUAGCGGAUUGAAGCCGUUUUGGUGCUUCGAGUGCGGGAAAGGCUUCACACUGAAAAGCAGCCUCGUCACCCACCAAAGGAGGCAUGCGGGAGAUAUGCAGUAUUCGUGUUCAGAGUGUGGUAAAAGCUUUGUAGCCAGGUCAGCGCUGGCCAGACACGAGGUGAUCCACACCGGGAUAAAGCCGUACCCUUGCUCCAAAUGCGAUAAAAGCUACCUCGAUAAGUCUCAGCUUAUAAAACAUGAGCUAGUGCAUGCGACAGCGCAGUCCUAGCCAUGAAGGUCCCACACAGAGUCCCAGUAACACCACACAUGAAUGAUCUGGGCACCAGAGGAAGCUGCUUUCACGCGCAGGGUGUGGGAAAUGUUUUGGACAUAACAUUUGGCCUGGCACCAGAGAAUUCAGAUCAUGUUACACAGCUGAGAACUGUGCAGGGUAGAGUUUCUAUUCACAUAUGGGAAGAUAUUUCAGAGCCUAGCAAACAUAAAGAACUUGGAAAAAUACACCACUGUGAGCAAGGGGAAGGCUUUAUGAAACAUCUGGGAUUCCCUCUAGCGUUCGAGUAAAGAACAUAAUUCAUUGGAUGUAGCACAGGAAACGGUUUUCCAAAAUUCUCACCAGUGAUUGGCUCCAGAAACCGUUCACCAGAAUUCACACUAGUGGUUGGAUCCAGAAACGGUUCACUAGAAUUCACACCAGUGGUUGGAUCCAGAAAUGUUUCACCAUAAUCCACACUAGUGGUUGGAUCCAGAAACGUUUCACCAUAAUCCACACCAGUGGUUGGCUCCAGAAACGUUCCACCAUAAUCCACACCAGUGGUUGGAUCCAGAAACGUUUCACCAUAAUCCACACCAGUGGUUGGCUCCAGAAACGUUUCACAAUAAUCCACACC
This is a messenger RNA of Rana temporaria (common frog), 2091 nucleotides long. Its product is annotated as zinc finger protein 501-like. Lineage: Eukaryota; Metazoa; Chordata; Amphibia; Anura; Ranidae. The transcript is spliced from 4 exons. Gene Ontology annotation, biological process: regulation of transcription by RNA polymerase II. Gene Ontology annotation, molecular function: DNA-binding transcription factor activity; RNA polymerase II cis-regulatory region sequence-specific DNA binding. Bases 3 to 1472 code for a protein of 489 amino acids. The record is from RefSeq and is a predicted model, not a curated record.